Molecule: messenger RNA, 1144 nt
Organism: Drosophila albomicans
Lineage: Eukaryota; Metazoa; Arthropoda; Insecta; Diptera; Drosophilidae
Product: carbohydrate sulfotransferase 5
Biological process (GO): sulfur compound metabolic process; N-acetylglucosamine metabolic process
Molecular function (GO): N-acetylglucosamine 6-O-sulfotransferase activity
Source: RefSeq, a predicted model, not a curated record
AUGCUUCGAUUGCAGUUUAUGAUUUCUUUAAAUAUGGUGAAUCGGGGCACGAAAUUUACUGGCGUUUGCAUUGCCAUUUAUUUGAUAUAUGCACUAUUUGUAUUCGUUAUAUUACCAAUGCUAAUGCCCAAUCCAGUUGCUAUGUCCCGAUCGAUGCUCGCUCAGCAGACACGACACUUGGGCGACUUGAGCAAAUAUAGUUUGGAGACAGGUGGUAAACCGGUACGAUCUAUGCUGGUUUCAUUUAGAGGAUCUGGAGCACUCAAAUUACUGGACUACCUUACUCGUCAGCCGGGCAAUUAUCACCACUUUUCGCCGCUUAUUGCAUAUAGAAAUCGGAUUACACAAAAGAGUAGAAUCGAACGGGCUCUCAAUGAAUUGGUAUCCCUUUACAAUUGCGACUAUAAUAACUCAUUACCUAUGUUGCGCUGGAUGAAAACACCUUCGUUUAAGAAUUUUUACGGAAUGCAGUGGAAAACAUGUGUGGCUUAUACUUCGGAAGUGUGUUGGAAUCCCGAAAUUAUGGCAAACAUUUGUAGGAUUUUCCCAUUUAUCAAUAUGUCGGUGUAUAACUUGGGACUAAAGUACUUGUCGGUUUUGCUGCGGAGAAAAGAUCUCAACCUUCGCAUUCUACUCCUGAUACGUGAUCCACGUGGAACAAUGGCUUCGCGUAGUAAUCGAGCUUGGUGCUCUGGUAAGCCUGAGUGUUCUCAGCCAAAUGAUCUGUGUGCAAGUAUGGUUGAUGAUUAUUCGAUCGCUGAGCAGUUACUUCACGAUUAUCCAGAUCGAUUUAGUAUCAUCCGCUAUGAAGAAUUGGCGAUGGACCCUUCAAGCGGCUUAAAAAAGAUCUUCGAUUUCUAUGGAUUACCCAUGAAGACUACUGAAGACAAGUUUAAGUUAAAGUUAAGUAGUGUUGGAUUGGAGAAAACAAAUUCGUUACUUUUCGAACGACCCAUGGAAUGGAUGGAUACACUUUUGCCGCAGGAUGUGGAAAAAAUAGAAAAUGUCUGCGAAGAGGCUAUGAAUCUAUGGGGAUAUAAUCCAAUAGCUCAAAUUGCGAAUAGUAGUAGCGGCACAUUUGUAGCCUUAAAAACGAUGCCUAUAUUUCUGAAGCCAAAUCUAAAAUAAAAUACAUAUACCACUA